This is a messenger RNA of Ictalurus punctatus (channel catfish), 1214 nucleotides long. RefSeq lists its product as uncharacterized. NCBI's taxonomy places the organism in Eukaryota, Metazoa, Chordata, Actinopteri, Siluriformes, Ictaluridae. The transcript is spliced from 9 exons. The record is from RefSeq and is a predicted model, not a curated record. Bases 161 to 1141 code for a protein of 326 amino acids.
UGACGCAUUCCAACUCAUAACUCGCCUGCGAUCGGAUACUUUCAGCAAACCUCACAUCUCUUAAGCAAAUUUUUACACCUCUGAACAUCUCUAUUCACCUUUUCAACAUCUUUACCAUUAAUCUGAGCAUUUCCCUGCACGAAUAUCAUCUUCUGAAGAAAUGCCGCAUUACACCAGCUGGGAUUCGUCCGACUCUGGACCGUGGGUUGAGGCUGGUGACUUCCAGCACUUUGUCCCUGACCCCCAUGUGUACCCCCAGAAACAGGACUUCACCCCCAUCACUCAGUGCCAGGCGUGUUACGGCCUGCCUGCCCAGCCGUAUUACGCAAGCUGGGAUUCGACCAACUCUGAACCGUGGGCUGAGGAUGGUGAUGUCCAACACGUUCUCUCCGUACCCCACGUGUACCACCAGGAACAGGACUUGACCCCCAGCACUCAGGACCAGGCGUACUACAGCCUGCCUGCCCAGCCGUAUUAUGCAAGUUGGGAUUCGUCAAGCUCUGAACCGUUGGUUGAGGAUGGUGACGUCCAGCACCUUGUCCCUGCCCCCCAUGUGUACAACCAGGAACAGGACUUUUCCCCCAGCACACUGGGCCAGGUGUACUACAGCCUGCCUGCCCAGCCGUAUUGCGCAAGUUGGGAUUCGUCGAGCUCUGAACCGUGGUUUGAGGAUGGUGAUGUCCAGAACCUUGUCCCUGCCCCCCACGUGUACCACCAGGAACAGCAGUUCACCCCCAGCACUCAGGGCCAAGUGUAUUACAGCCUGCCUGCCCAGCCGUAUUACGCAAGCUGGGAUUCGUCCAACUCUGGACCGUGCAUUGAGGAUGGUGAUGUCCAACACGUUGUCUCUGCGCCCCACGUGUGCCACCAGGAACAGGACUUGACCCCCAGCACUCAGGACCAGGCGUACUACAGCCUGCCUGCCCAGCCGUAUUACCCCAGCUGGGACUCUUUUUCCUGCUCUGGACCGUGCGUUGAAGCUGGUGACCCGCCACACCCUAACCCAUCCUCCCACGUGUACCACCAGGAGCAGAUAUUCACUCCCAGCACUCAGGACCAGCAGAUAGAGCUUCCAGGGAUGGCUGCACUUUCAGAGGACCAAAAUUGCAGCUCCAUGCCUGAAUAUCUGGGGACCAAGUAGAAGACAUCAGGACCACAGAUCCAUAGACCAAGUCCCUACUGAGUUAUAAUGGACUUUUCAAUAAGGAUUUACA